This is a messenger RNA of Funneliformis geosporum, 233 nucleotides long. Lineage: Eukaryota; Fungi; Glomeromycota; Glomeromycetes; Glomerales; Glomeraceae. The record is from the annotation of a GenBank genome assembly.
ACCUUAUGUCAGAAAAUCGAAAAGUCUAUACACUUGCAAAGGUUGUUAUACGGAAAGCUUGUUCACAGAUAAAUCAAGCACAUGUAAUUCAAGUGCAAAAUCCUAUUGCGGAAAAUUUAUACGGUAAUAUGCUUGCAAAUGUCUGUACUUAUUUUACUUAUCCUCGUGUAACAAGUAUGUUCCGAGGCGAAGCUCGCGUGAAUUCUAACGAGGCUAAAAAAAAUAGAAAGUAA